Molecule: messenger RNA, 660 nt
Organism: Diaporthe citri
Lineage: Eukaryota; Fungi; Ascomycota; Sordariomycetes; Diaporthales; Diaporthaceae
Exons: 1
Coding region: 1-660 (219 amino acids)
Cellular component (GO): mitochondrial large ribosomal subunit
Molecular function (GO): structural constituent of ribosome
Source: RefSeq, a predicted model, not a curated record
AUGGAGGCCCCAGCACAAACCCUCCUUCGACCAGCGACACGAAGCUGUGUCUCCAGCACAAGACACGCCCUCAGACAGCAAAUACGCUCGAAAGCCACCGCGUCACGGACGAGGCGCUCUCUUAACAUCGCUCCACACCCCUCCUUCCUCGCCUCCGACUCGCGCCAGCAACAAGACCACAUCAUCUUCAACCCGCCCGCGAGCGCCCCGUCCGUAUACCACACACCCUUCAAGUUCCUGCCCAAGACCGACCCCCGGCGGCGCGCGAACCUGGCCAAGAUCUUCGAGUCACACUUCGCGCCGCCCACCACCACGGGAGGCGCAGAGACCACCACCACCACCGCAGACCUCCCAUCGGUGCGGGGGCUGCACAAGCCCAACCCGGCCUUCGACGCCCGGGGCCCCAUCACCAAGUCCGAGGUGGAGGAGAUGCGGCGGCUGCGGGAGGAAGACCCGCACAAGUGGGACGUGAGGGCGCUGUCGGACAAGUACGCGAUCCCGCACAUCUUCGUCAUGAUGUGCUGCCAGGCGCCCAAGGAGAAGCUCGAGUUCGAGAGGCAGAAGAUGGAGCUCAUCCGCCAGCGGUGGGGGCCCAUACGCGCCAAGGCGAAGGAGGACCGCCACCGGAGGACGCAGAUGCUUUACCGGGGAGAGAUAUAG